Molecule: messenger RNA, 3573 nt
Organism: Drosophila miranda
Lineage: Eukaryota; Metazoa; Arthropoda; Insecta; Diptera; Drosophilidae
Gene: blot
Product: sodium-dependent nutrient amino acid transporter 1
Exons: 5
Coding region: 1-2922 (973 amino acids)
Biological process (GO): sodium ion transmembrane transport
Cellular component (GO): membrane
Source: RefSeq, a predicted model, not a curated record
AUGACCAGCAGCUAUAAGCCACGCAGCAGCGACGAGGCCCUCGCCGAGCAGUUGAGUCUGGCCCGGAGCACCGGAAGUGGCACCAAGCCCCUGGGCGGCACGCCCAUCUAUCGUCAGAUAUCCGGCGCCAUGGCAACCCUGCCACGCCAUGACAAUGAGUCGUCCAUUUCCAGAACCUGCGUCUACAUUGGCGGAGCACCAAAUGCAAAUGGUGCUGCCCCGGGUCCAGUUUCCGCCACUCUGGACCGCCGUCAGCCGCACCGCAUGUCCUGGCUGAAUAUGCGACGGGCCAAGGCCGAUGCGGAGCUGGCCGCAGUCACCCCCUCGCCCCAGACUACGCGCAGCUGCAUCUCCACCGUGUCGAGUGUUGUGGACAGCGGCGGGGGACGCACCACUGCCACCUCGGGGCGCAUCAGCUCCAGCGGCAUUGUCACCCUCAGCGGCAGCAACAACACGCUGAGCGAGAUACAUGGCGGCUACCACGAUCACGACGUGCACGAUCUGCACCACGACGGGGUAUCCAAGAACUACUCCGUGUCCGCCUCGGCCAUUUCCACGCACAAUAUCACAACGGCCAGCAAUGCCAAGCUUCUGCCAGCCGCCGAGGAUGAGGCCAACAAGCAGACCAAAUGCUCCGUUUUCCGUGGCCUUGUGCUCUGCCUGUGCCUCAACGUGAGCUUCGCGAAUGUGGUGCGCUUCCCACGCGAGCUGGACCGCUAUGGAUCGGCGUAUCUGGUGCCGUAUGUGGUUUUGCUCUUUCUAGUCGGCCUGCCCAUGAUGCUGCUGGAGAUAUCUGUGGGUCAGUUUCUGGGACAGGGGGCGGCGCACACUUGGCGCGCCUCGCCCAUAUUCAAAGGAGCCUGCAUCGUGAGUCGCUUCGCCUCGUGGGUGUCCGCCAUAUGGGUGUCCCUGCAGGCCGUGCUGGCAUUGGCCUACAUCGGGAUGUUCGCCUCCAAUGCGUUGCCAUUCAGAGAGUGUGCCGGACCCGUCAAGCUGAGCAUGAAUGGGUAUCUGGUGACAGGGACCAGCGGACAGGAGUGCCUGCAGCUGACCUUCCUGACGCCCUUCUGGCGUAAUCCCUUGUACUUUGGACUACUGGCAGCAGGCCUGAUUGGUCUCUGGAUUGUGGUAAUGCUGUGCACCCACAAUGCCAAGAUACUGCGUCGCAGUCUGUUCGUCUAUGGCCUAAGUGGAUUGGUCCUGCUCUGCGCCCUCACCGGAUGGGAGGUGCGCAACUCCUUUAGCCGCCACUACUUCCCAGAGCUAUGGGGCUUCGACCCCACUCUGCUUCUCGAGAGCAACAUCUGGUUCAACGCCCUGAUGCAGGUCCUCUUCUCGCUCAACUGCGGCUUUGGCGCCCUGCCCAUGAUCACGGGCAAGUUCCUGUACAAAGGGGACGCCGUGCGGACCUCCGUGGUGUACCUCUGCUUCAAUCUGCUGAUCAAUGCCAUUGCCGUGACACUGUUCAUGGUGCAGUUCGAUCUAUCCGCAAACGGUUACCAGAUAAUGGAGGAGCUCAAGCCGCUGACAGCCAUCUACGAUCGUGUGCUGAAUGGCUCUAAGGCGGGGGAAAGCGAUCUUCUACAGCACCUUGUGCCCGCCCUGAUCUACGCCCUAAUAAUCCUUUCGGCCAUGGUGUCCAUCACCGUGGCCGUGUACACGUCGACGCGCCUGGUGCCGCGUCGUCCAAAUUACGUCAUCUGCCUGAUCGCUCUCGUCGUGGCCGUCAUGUCCUUUGCGGCGCCCAAGUUUAUCAUAGCUCGGGUGCUGGACUCGCGCCUGGUGGGCACCAUGGUUGUGACGGCCCUGGUCUUCGAGCUGAUUGCCAUAACUUGGAUCUACGGAGCCAAGAACAUCUACACCGACCUGGAGUUCUCCAUCGGUCGGCCCAUCUUCAAGGUCUGGAUGUUUCUUUGGGUCACAUGUCCGGCCGUUCUCACGGGCAUCCUCGUCUGGUGGUGUGCCGACGACGACCAGUACGAUCUGCUGGCGGAGUACCUGCCGCGCUGGGCUCCCAUACUGUUCGUCCUGGCCGUGAUCCUCAUCAUUGCCUGCAUCCAGAUCUUCCGCCAGGUGGAGUACAACUUCUUCGGCAUGAUCUGUGAAGCCUCCAAGCCGGCCAAGGAGUGGGGUCCCGCAGAUCCCCUGGCCCGUCACUCAUGGAAGCAAUGGCGCUCUGUCUGCCAGGACACGGGCCGGCGGGACUUCACCCUGCGCCGACGCGGCACUCGCGACUACACGCAUUCCAUCAAAAAAGGGCAGUACUCGGGUGCCCAGAAAUACGGCGUCCAGAACGGCGGACAGACGCAGAAACCGAUGCACCAGCCCCACUGGAAAUCCUCCACCCCGGGCAACAGUUCGCCCAACUACAGCGGCUCCAUGUUCGGGGACUCAGCCAUCGAGGAGGACAUCAGCGUGGACAAGUUUCCGGGCAUCACGCAACAGCAGUAUGUGCCAUUCCAAGCCAAUGAUGCCAAGCUGAUGAGGUACUCUCAGCGGAUGCGCCAGACGGCCCAGCCCCAGACCCUGACACGGCUGCCUCCAUCGACACCGGCGGGGGGUACCACAGUGGAGAAGCACCGCGAGGUAGUCUACAUCCGGCGCCUAUCCGAUGGAGGCACCGGCUCCGGCCACGCCACCCGCAUCGAGAUCUCGCCCUCCAACGAAUCCAUCACAUACGGGAACGGCAAGACCAUCAACAACUCGGCCUUGGCCAUGUCCAGGAAUCCGCUGGGCCGUUCCACGGGCUGCCUAGUACCCAGCCAGCCGCCACCACCGCCCAGAGUCCAUAUCAAGCGGUCGGCCAGCUCAGUGGUCAAUGUAAACGGCAAGCUGCCACCGCCGACAUCCGCCGCGGCCGGGGAUCACAUUUGCUGGCGGAAGUUCAACGUCAAUCCAGAAGAGUAUUCCACGGAACUGUGAACCGAAGGACGGAAGCGCAAGGAGCGCAUGGAGAGGAGGAGAAAACGAAGCAUUCACAUUUAAAAAGACUUGUUGCAUCCAAAAGAAACGUAUCUGUAUCUGUAAGCUGUACGAGUAUUGCAUCUGAAGCACAGACCUAUCGAUAAGCUACGAAUAACGAAUUAUGCCCAUAUGCAAAGUGUAUCUUCUAGUUCCGAACUGUACAUAGUGAAAGAGCAGAGCAUUCCUAGAUAUAGUUCUACGAUCUAGUUCCUUAGCGUAAGUCGAUAAAAUUCCGUUGUCAUUACCCAUCUGGAAACGAAAGUAGAGGAGGAGUAACUGGAGUAGAUCAGCACUGGUCUACACAUAGUCUAAGCACUUGAUAUGUAACCAAUUUACCAUUAUAGUCUACAUUUUUUUUUUUGCCUGAACGAGUGGAUGAUCUAUUGUUAGUGAGUAAUCUGAGUGCCUGAAAACAUGAAUUAUGAAUUAAUAGCUCUAUGUAGAAUCCUAUACCUAGACUCAGUUCUUAGUUAGUUCUUAGUCUGACACAAUAUCCUAAGAAUCGGAGCAACGCGCCUGGCUGUGUUGCCUUCGAUGUUAAGUUAAUUGAGAACACAACGAUGUCGAAAGCGAUCUUAUAUAAUAAAUGAUACGUUUAGUAAAUUAUGA